Procambarus clarkii (red swamp crayfish) is the source of this 2178-nucleotide messenger RNA. Its product is annotated as clusterin-associated protein 1. Gene Ontology annotation, biological process: cilium assembly. Gene Ontology annotation, cellular component: centrosome; cilium; intraciliary transport particle B. NCBI's taxonomy places the organism in Eukaryota, Metazoa, Arthropoda, Malacostraca, Decapoda, Cambaridae. The record is from RefSeq and is a predicted model, not a curated record.
GUCUGACGGUCAACAACAACAAACCUUCACGCAAACUUAAAUUUAAUUUGUCGACCUUUCAGAGUGGCUGAAAUCAGAGGUUCUUCAGUGUCUUUGCUAGACAUGUUAUUACGAGGCUGGUGCGAUCAACGUGGUUUCUAUACCUUCAUGUAAACUCCAUGUAUGAAGCAGCAGCAUCAACCAGUUUGAGUGUAGCAGCAGCUAGGCCUGGGUUCAUUCGGUGGAUGGUGUUGGAUGCAUUGUAAAGAAGAAUGAGAAAGUGGAUGCUGUAAUGGUCCAUGAAAAUAAACCUCUCUCAGAAGAAUUUUAUAUUAGUGCCAUAAUCCUGGAAUACAAGAGGACAAAUAUAUCCCAUUGAAAUCAACUAUGUCCUUUUGUGAAAUAAGAAACAUUGUAGAACAUUUGAGAGUUCUUGGAUUUCCGAGGAUGGUAUCCUUGGAGAACUUCUCUUUGCCCAACUUUCAGCUUGUGAGUGAAAUUCUCACAUGGGCAAUGACAACUGUAGAUGCUGACCAUGAUGCCACCUUUAACAUAGAUUCUGAACAGGACCGUGUUUUUAUGGUCCGCAUGGCUGCUUUGUUUUUUUAUAACAAGUUGGGAGUGUGCCUGAAUACACAGAAGCUGUAUGGUGCAGACAAGCUGGCAGCACGAGAAUUACUGAAGAUCACAAGUUGUCUCUAUAAAGCUGCAGAGUCAGCUUUACAGCCAAGAGAAGACAGUGAAGAGUUACUUCAAGCAGUCAAUAGCAAUUUAGCUGUUGUAUCAGUAAAGGAACUGCGUGAAGUGCGGCAACUUGCAUCUAAUAUUAUCAUGGAUGCUGCAUCUCUUUGUGACAGCCUGAAGCAACAAGCUGAUAACAAGAUAAAAUGGCUAACAGCACUAGAUCAAGCAUUUGACCUGGACUUCCUAGAGGCAUCAGUAAUAUCUGCUCUGCAUGCUCUUGCUUGUACUGUGGCCGAGAUCAAGGAAGCAACUGAAAGUCUUGAAAAACAGGGCAAAGAGAUUAUGGAGAAAAUACAAAAGAAGAGGGAGUCAUUAACCAGAAAUGAGAAGAGGAUGGAGGCCCUGAUGAAAAUUAAACCAGCAUGGCAAACAGAAUUUGAUCAAGAGGAAUCAGAGCUUCGUACAGUAUGGGAUGAUUAUAUAACUAAGCACAAAAGCUUGGCAUACCUAGAAGAAGAAUUGAAGCAGUUAGAGAAACAACAACUGAACCAUAUACAUCAACAACUGGAUAUGACUGCUAGAAGUAGAGAGGCAGCUAUGACUGAGUUCUCAGUAUCAGGAGUUGCCAAAUCCAGUGUCAAUGACAUCAUAAGAACAAGCCACCAAGUGCUUGGAAACAUGACUGGUGAAAAUGUUGAGUCAUCAGAUGAAUCUGACACUGUUGACUCCCUUUUGAUUGACUCAGGGAGUGAAGAUGACAGUUUAACUCUUAUGUCUGCAGCUGGAAGAGCAGGACCGGUAUUGCAACAAGGUUUAGUAUAUGCAGGCUCAUUAAAAACAGCCUCAGCUAGCACACAACAGCUAGAACACACUUCUUUACCAUUGGAAAGAGUGUCUGCUAGUCAUUCUUAUACUCGUCCUCCUUCAGCUCGACCAAAAUCUAGCCAAAAGAGAAUGGGAGGAAGUAGUUUGACAACUUGGACAAGUGUCAAGGGAAGUGGACGUGUGUCCCCCUUAUCAGUAUCAGAGGACAAUAGUGAUGAUGCUUUUUAAGUCAAGACAUACUCCUUUAAUACCUUUAAAAAAAUUUAAACUAUUCAAAUGGACUUUCAUGCAUGAUCAUGAUGCCAAAGGAUCUUGUGGGUAGAUUUAAAUAAGUUUUUAUUUUUUCUAAAUGUAUUUUGAAAAUUUUUCUAAAUGUAUUUUGAGAAUUUCUUAAUCAAAUAUAUUGCUUUCAUAAUAACUCUUCUAAUCUUUUUAGAAUGGUGAAAAAUUAUAGAUGUAAAAUUGAAUAAUCUUCAAAUUUAACCCUUAAACUGCACAAAGCAUAUGAUGCUUUGAAUAACUGUCAACAAAUUGCGCAGAGCAUCAUAUGAUGUUUGGGAGUACCACACAAGAUUUAAAAGUCCCGCGGCUACACAGGGUUCACGUCAGCUUUCUCAGGGCUCUUGUAAACAGACGCCAUUUUUAAAACAAAUCGUGGGCAACAUUGUCGGGUGUGAAAGCCACAGUACU